AUGGCUGCCAUUCGAGUACAAAAUGAAGAUACUCUUGAGUGUUUUCUUUAUCCAAAAUUUUGUUAUUCAAUGGAAACAGAUAGUGUGACCGAAACAAUACUUAAUGACGAAAUUAGUAAAUAUAAUGAGUUUAUCAAUAAGUUUACAAAUGAUUAUCUUUGGCAUCAUGAUUCUCUAGUAUUUUAUCCAAGAACCAAACAAGCAAUAGUACUUAAUCAAAUGCUCCAUUCUUCAACUGUAUCCCACGACUUAUCCCUUGUGCCGCAUAUUUAUGCAUCGCUUAGAUUUGACGAAGACGUAGGAGAUGAAUGGUUCACCGUAUUCCUGAUCUUCAAAUUAACCGAAUCCUUCGACGGAUUGAUUGCUAGAAUAGUAGAUUCAGAUGGUGAAUUUUUACUGAUUGAGACUGCUGAUUUUCUUCCCCGUUGGCUUGAGCCAGAAAACUGCCAAGAUCGUGUUUAUAUUUUUGAUGGACGAAUCCACGUCAUUCAAGACAGACGUGUACUACCGAUUCAACAAUUGAAACGCAUAUCUGAAAAUUCACAAAAUUAUUUACUAUCUCGUGAGGUACAGGAUACAUUGAAGAAACGACUGGCUGCUUAUCCAGAUGAAUUAAACUUAAGGAAACAUAAAGCACGAGCUUUUUUGCCAGAAAAAGCUGCUUCAAUACUUGCUCAAAAUCCAGGACUUAUUGCUCCAGCGGUACGAACUAUUGUUCAUUCAGAUCCCUCGGAAAGAACGGUAUGUCGUGCCAUGAGAUAUUUUCCACCAGAACAACGUACCAUGGUGAAUGUCCAAAUGACCAAGUGUUUGUACGCAAUGAGUUCACAUUGUCGUUACAACGGUGACCCCAGAACCGGUUGGAAUUCUCCACCAACUAACAGUCCAAAAUAUAACGCACAUAUAUUAGGUAUUAAAAUAGCUUGUGGCUUAGAGAUGCUGGUAGCCAGAGCUAAUGAACAAUUAAAACGUAAUGAAUCAUCUGAAAGUAUAGAUGACAAUCAAUGGAGAGAGUAUCGUCGUCGUUUAGAAGCUAGCGGGUACUUUAGAAGUACUCUUGAAGGUAGUAAAGAACGAGAAAGAUUGACACAGACAGCUAAAGAGUACUUAAUUGCUCAUCCAUUAAACACAACUCAGGUGUUAACCGAUGAUAGUGCUGCAUUAAAGAUCUUAAAAGCGUGGAAAAAUGUCAAGACCGAAGAUUUUGAAAUGCACGCACAAGACGAAGCUUCUUUGAGUCCUCCGGACGAUGACAGCUGGUUGAGUGUCGAUGCAGCACAGUUAGAAGCAAUGUUGGGACAACACUGGGCUCGCAGCAGCAAAAAAACACCUCAAGAACCGAUUAGUAUUAAGGACAAAGUCAAGGUAUUUUUAAAUCAAAAGAGUGACGCUGAUGGUAUUGAAUUUUCAAGUGAGUCCCGCGGUGAUGACGAGAAUAAAAAUGAUAUUGAAGAUGUUGGAAGGAUAGAUUUUGAUCCAGAAGUUUUUGACAGUACUCUGCGUGAUAUAUUAGAUCUUGUGGUGCCUGGUGGUGAUGGUGAAUUUGACGGUAGCUCUGAAGGUUCUCUGGGUGGUGAUGAAGAAGACGAACGUGGCGGUGAAAUGGACAAGUACAUGAAAUUAAUGGAUUCCCAGCUUGAAGCUGAAUUAGUUAAAGACACAGCCAGUAUGUCAAGCUGCUUUAAAGACUCGGUUGAAUCAAAUUUAAUGGAGAGCAUAGAAGAAGAAGCUGGUGGCGCUGGACCAGCUGGUAAUAUUAUCGGUGGUCCUGUUCGACGUCUUAUGCAUUUACAACUUCAAUCACCAACUGCUGUUCCUCCUGAUCUUCAAAGUUAA
Cotesia congregata is the source of this 1836-nucleotide messenger RNA. Lineage: Eukaryota; Metazoa; Arthropoda; Insecta; Hymenoptera; Braconidae. The record is from the annotation of a GenBank genome assembly.